This is a messenger RNA of Daktulosphaira vitifoliae (grape phylloxera), 1009 nucleotides long. RefSeq lists its product as uncharacterized. Lineage: Eukaryota; Metazoa; Arthropoda; Insecta; Hemiptera; Phylloxeridae. The transcript has 3 exons. The coding region runs from base 41 to 955 and encodes 304 amino acids. The record is from RefSeq and is a predicted model, not a curated record.
CGUAAAUACGUUGUAGUUUUAGUUAACAGUUAGACGUUAAAUGUCAACGAGUCUCUGUCUUGUAGUAAGAGUAAAGAUGAGGUUGACAUCGUUUGUAUUAACUAUUACGGUUCUUAUAACACUCACGUUUGCUCUUUUUGACGGUGAAGAUUCGCACGACUACAGGAGCAACAUUACGUGGAUUAAGCUUUGCACAAUAACCAGCAAUGGUACCAAUAAUGCACACGUAAAGAUGCCUUGUGGUGUACUCGUGGAAGGUGACAAACUCCUUAAUCUAAAUAAUUAUUCUAAAGUUGUUCAUUCGAAUACUCGUAAUGACACCAUCGAUAUUUUAUCGGAGAUGAACAUUGGUCGGACGACACAUUUACCGAAUUUGAACACUAUCAGAAAAACAAUUAUUAACUCAACGCCAUCGUCAGCUACUGCAGAGACAAUUGAAGAGGAUUCUAAAAUCGACGAUGAACGAAAUAAUAGUGAUGACUUAGUCAGCGUGGAAACUGUCGAGGAAGACGAACAACCACAUGACGAUAAAACUGUUUUACCAGGUGAAGAUAAUUUAUUAGAAUUAGAUGGUGAGCCUUUGGUCUUAACUGAGCAUCAUCAACGUGGUAACACGGCAACAGCAAUAUUCGAAUACUUACAAAAAGCUCGCACACUUUUUUUUAAUCGAAUGCAUCAAGCAUUAAAACAAUUAGAAUUUCUUUUUCAUCAUAGAAAUAUUCGUAAUGUUAUUUAUAGAAAACCUGCAGACGUUCAAAGAAUACAAAAACGAGCGACGAAAGACUCUAUUUCCUCGAUGAUAACAAAAUCAUCUUUUGAAAGAUCUCUAAUGACCAUGUCUUUUCUAAUGUUUGGUGUAUUUGUUAUUCAAGUAAUACAGAGAUUGAUGCAGACAUUCAACAGAUCUGGAACAAUGAUGAGUAGUGGAAGUACUAGUAAACAUUUUUCUCCUUAAUAAUCGUGAUUACAUGUAAUUAUAAAUAAUAAAACAAUUAACAUUCAAUAAAAU